Molecule: messenger RNA, 1580 nt
Organism: Saccostrea echinata
Lineage: Eukaryota; Metazoa; Mollusca; Bivalvia; Ostreida; Ostreidae
Product: nacrein-like protein
Exons: 10
Coding region: 9-1211 (400 amino acids)
Molecular function (GO): carbonate dehydratase activity; zinc ion binding
Source: RefSeq, a predicted model, not a curated record
UAGUCAAAAUGACAGUGUUAGGCCUGUUAGUUUGCCUCUGUUUGCUGUAUGUAGAUACAGUAGUCGGGGUAGGCUAUUUAGGUGUAAAGCCCCCUUCACAAAAGAAAUGUCAUUAUGAGAAGAUAGAGGAGGCUCAUUUUAGUUACGAAAGAGAUGAUUUCUGCGAGGGACCUUAUGAAUGGUGCAACGUGCAUGAUUGUUGGACAACUUGUGGCUCCACAGAAAGACAAUCUCCAAUCAACAUAGAAACAAGAAAGACAAAAUCUUUAAAACAUUACCGAGGAGACGUAAAGCUGAAAGGUUGUGAUAGGAGAGUGAAAGCCGAAAUCUACAACAAUGGACAUUCCCCGCACUUUGAUGUGAAAGAAGACUAUCAAGACAAAAUAACUCUUACCCACGUUCCUCAUAGAAGACAUAGGACAUACAAUUUUGCACAACUGCACAUUCAUGUUGGCCAUAAGAAGAAGAAAGGUUCAGAACACUCUAUAAACGACAAGUUUUAUCCGAUGGAGGCCCACAUGGUGUUUUAUGAUGCAGAGUAUCAAAAUGUAACAUACGCCAAGUUUAGGCCAGAAGGAUUGGUAGUCCUUGGUGUUAUGAUAAAUGUACAAAAAGAUGACGAUGACGAGGAUUUUGAAGAAGAUUAUGAAGAGGAGGAGGAAGAGGAAAAUGGUCACAGGAGAAACCAUGAAGAUAUUUGUGACAACGACAACGACGAAGACUACGAACGGUAUUAUAACAGAAGAUGCUACAAAGGGCAUCAUCGUUGUAAAGUGAGGUUUGCUAAAACACUGAGUAAUAUAAUGGAGACAUACUACAGGAAGAUAAAGGAAUAUAAGGGUGAAGAAUUUGAAACAGGAGAACGACGAACAAAACCGCCGUGCAAUCCACAGAAACUUGAGCAAGACUUCAUAAAAUCUAACUGUAUAAAGAACAGUAAUGAUACACAUGAAAAAAUCCCAGUAUGUGGAAUAUCACCUCUAGAUGUUCUUCCAUACGACCGUCGAUUUUAUACGUAUCAAGGCUCUUUAACCACUCCCCCUUGUUAUGAAACGGUACAGUGGAUAGUUUACAAAUGUCCAAUUAAAGUGACACGUGAGGCUUUUAUUGCAUUAAGAGAAGUUGAGGAUUCCCACCAUCAUCCUCUUUCACAUCUGGGAGUUGUACGACCACUACAGGUAAAUAAACAUCAUGUGUUCAAAAAUUACUAGAACCGGAGCACACAGGAACAGGAAGAGAACAGGAUUUAACCUUUGGAACUAUCUUGUAAAAUGACUGUGAAAAUUUUUACAUAUACGUGUGCGUGAUUAUGCUUGCAAUAAUGCAUAUUCUCUUACUUCUAUGAAGAAUAUCUAAUAUUGAGUGAAUUGCUAAUUAAAACAAUUUGUUUGACUUUUUUUGUAAGAGAAGUAACCUUUGGAGCUAUAUAAAAUGCUUGCAAUAAUGCAUAUUCUAGAAAAUUUAUGAAGAAUAUCUAGUAAUGAGUGAAUUCCUAUGCAAACAUUAUGUAAAUAGCAUUUAUUCAUUUGUUUUACCAGAUAGAUGUAUAUAGUGUAUUAAAUAUGUUGUUUUCUUUGUCA